ACAAAUUCUCAAAACAAAAUUGCAACUCUACGGUUGUUUCCGACGGCUGCACACCGCCACGCUUCUCACCUCGCAACCGUUCACCGGAGAAACAACACCCAUCGCACCACCGGAGUAGCACUGCACGCUGUUCAAAGCGGGUCUAGCCCCAAAAGAGCGUCCAAAAGAACAAUCCUUCACUUCCUUCCCCUUCUUCCUCUCCACCGUGGAAGCCUCAUCAAAGAGUAGCGACCCAGACGUGACUUCCGAGCGACAACCCGUGAGAGAGAGAGACGCUGAGUUUGAGAAGAAGAUGCAACCGGUUGAUGGGUGAAUUCAUGGGUUCCGGCCAUGGGUUGUUUGUGAGGCUUAGGACUGAAACUAGUCCUCUAAUGUAUCGUACAAGGUAAUUGGAUCAAUGGAGAUUUUCGAGUUGAGCAAAUGAAUGUGAAUAUUUAAGUUGUGAGUCCUUCACAUUCUACAAAGGUGUUUGUCUUUUGAUGUUGUAGACCGAGUGCGUGCUUAGAUGUCAUCGAAGGGAGUACUUCGAGUUGCUUGUUGGCAAGUUACGACUUGUUAUUAAGACGGGGCAUUACAUUUCUCAACUCAUCCGCAACUUGCCUCCAACCCCGCCCAUCACAACACUCAAUGCUUUAGGAUUCAGUGAUGGGAAUCAGUAAAACGGAAGUGAACUUGAGGAGGUUGCUUGCAGCUGCACCUCAGCAACAAAAUCAAGAAAAGCUUGUACAUUAUGUUGGCACAUUACGAGAACAAUUAGAACAACUGGCUGAAGAGAGAACUCCUGAAGGCUUACCAAGGGUUUCAAAGGCUAUGGUGAAUGAUUAUUCGGAGAAGAUUGAAUCAAUUGCUUCCAAAUUAGCUGCUCCACUGAUUACUAAGCGUGAUACACAAGUAUCUGAGGAGCCCUUUGCAAAGACUACCAUAAAUGAAAGCCGUUCUAAAACAGAAGCUGAAAAUCAUGUUCUCCCUACUCCUGGACUAAGAAAAAGAUUUGUAUGGUAUGGUUCAUUGACCAGGCCUGCAUCAAAUAGUCAGGAUAGAAUUCCUGACAGUACUGAAACUGCUUCAUUGGCGCCUGUCAAACUCGAUGCUGAAGCACAAGCACACAUUGAAAAGCACAGAAACCUUCAGGAGGACUUGACUGAUGACAUGGUUGGGCUGGCACAGCAACUUAAGGAGCGUAGUCUGAUGAUAAGCCAGUCCCUGCAAAACACUGAAAAAAUACUUGAUUCUACUGAGAAGGCUGUUGAGGAUAGCUUGGCAGGCACUGGCCGCGCCAAUGUACGGGCCAUGAAGAUAUACUCUGAGAGUUCUAGGACUACCUGCUUCCAAUGGCUAGUGAUCUUUGUAAUGACAUGUAUUUUCAUCAUGGUUGUGCUUCUAAUUCGCGUCACCUGAAGCUUCUUGAGUCAGUUGUGCUCAUCUUUCUUCCCAAGGUUUGCUCUACCAUCUUGGAGAUGAUAUUGAAGACCACUCCGGAUGUGUAAGACUUCCACAUAUGUAUGUCAAAAUAGAGCGUUGUGCAGCAAGCAGCUAAUUUUAAGUUUUCCUUUGGCACAUCAAAGGAAAAGAAAAUAAAACAAAAUAAGAAUCAAGUUUCAGCAUAGUUACAGAUCACCAUUACAUUUAAUCUUGGAAUAUCUCAAUCCAUUCGACUGUGAGACUUUGAAAGUGAUAUUCUUUUUGCUUGUCCUUUUCUUUUUCCUAUAUCAUCGUUACAAUGCCAAAGCUUCUAUAAUAUAUUGUUCCUUGCAA
This is a messenger RNA of Alnus glutinosa, 1755 nucleotides long. RefSeq lists its product as uncharacterized. Lineage: Eukaryota; Viridiplantae; Streptophyta; Magnoliopsida; Fagales; Betulaceae. Gene Ontology annotation, molecular function: SNAP receptor activity. Gene Ontology annotation, cellular component: SNARE complex; endoplasmic reticulum. Gene Ontology annotation, biological process: retrograde vesicle-mediated transport, Golgi to endoplasmic reticulum. The record is from RefSeq and is a predicted model, not a curated record. Bases 646 to 1398 code for a protein of 250 amino acids. The transcript is spliced from 11 exons.